AUGGUUAUGAUUAAAUCCUUUUCUUCUAUGGCAAUGCAAAAUGCUUCUGCUAUUCGAUUAAGUCUACUUGUGCUUGUGGUUGGAUUAUCCUCAGCACAAUUGUCUUCCAAUUUCUAUUCGAGUUCGUGUCCCAAUCUACUUUCCACUAUCAAAACUGCAGUUGACUCUGCAGUAUCCAAUGAGGCUCGCAUGGGAGCAUCGUUGCUUCGUCUUCACUUCCAUGAUUGCUUUGUCAAUGGCUGCGAUGCAUCGGUAUUGCUCGAUGACACGGCCAACUUCACUGGAGAACAGACGGCCGGGGCGAAUGCAAAUUCAUUGAGAGGAAUGGAUGUGAUAGACACCAUUAAAUCGCAAGUUGAGAAUGCUUGUCCAGCCACUGUUUCUUGUGCAGAUAUUUUGGCUGUUGCUGCCCGGGAUUCUGUCGUUGCUUUGGGAGGCCCAAGUUGGUCAGUUGUACUUGGAAGAAGGGACUCAACCACCGCAUCUUUGAGUGCUGCUAACAGCAACAUCCCAGCUCCAACUUUGAAUCUUAGUGGCCUUAUUUCUGCCUUCUCUAACAAAGGAUUCACAGCCAAUGAGAUGGUAGCCCUUUCAGGUGCUCAUACAAUAGGCCAAGCAAGAUGCACGAGUUUUCGACCCAGACUAUAUAAUGAAACCAACAUAGAUGCCUCGUUUGCAACAUCACUGCAAGCAAACUGCCCGAGCAGCGGUGGCGACAACAACCUUUCGCCGCUUGAUAAUGUCACUCCAACGUCAUUCGAUAACAAUUAUUUCACGAAUUUGCUCAGCCAGAAAGGGCUUUUGCAUUCUGAUCAGCAGCUCUUUAGUGGUGGUUCCACUGAUUCUCAAGUGAACGCUUAUAGCUCAAACUCCUCUGCUUUUCUCAAUGAUUUUGCAAGUGCUAUGGUGAAAAUGGGAAACCUUAGCCCACUUACUGGCACCAAUGGACAAAUCAGGCUCAACUGUGGAAAAACCAAUUAA
Molecule: messenger RNA, 981 nt
Organism: Fraxinus pennsylvanica
Lineage: Eukaryota; Viridiplantae; Streptophyta; Magnoliopsida; Lamiales; Oleaceae
Source: the annotation of a GenBank genome assembly